CCGUCGCCAAUCUGGAUGUGACGCGCCAGAGUCGGUGCGCCCGACGGCGCUGCGUUCACUCGCACAUUGAGCCGGCGGCGUUAACCAUGCCCCUCGGCUGCUUCACUGCGCUGCUGCUGCUGCUGCUGCUGCUGGUCGGGUACCGGACGUCGAGCAACGCAGAGGCAGCGUCUCAUUUCAUCAAUAGCGUCGCAGGCCCCUACCGAAUCAUCCCCGACCACAUCGAACGCUGUCCGGUCAGAACUGGCGGCUUCGGUCCUCUUUACAAGGACAUCUUCUGGCGCGGGUAUCAUGACCGCAACAAUCGGGACCUUUGGUACUACUGGGUCAACUUCACGACCCUGUUAACUUUCGACGACUCGUAUAAUGUCGACUUGAACUGGGCCUCGUGGAGUUCUCGCGGCGGAUGGAAAGAGAACGCAUAUGUGAUGAGGCUGGGUUCCUUCUGCAAAGUUAUUUUCACCCAUGACCCUGAUUUGUGGCGUAGAUUAAUGAUUGCCACAUUUGACGACCCGAAUAGAAACUGCCCCUUCCCACCAGGAUACUACGAAACCAAAAACAUUUCAUCUGAAUUUUCUCUAAAAAAGAUACCUGUAUUAUUCUACGGCACGUGGAGAAUCACCUUACAUCUGUUUAAGGAGUCCGUGGAGAACGUAGUAGCGUGCUUUAUGCUUUUCGGAAAAACCGUCCCCAAAUCGUAGCAGAACGGAUUCGUGUCAGGCAUUAGCAUCCCAAUUUUCCAAACUACUUGGCCAGGCUCGCCUAAACUUUAUUGGUUGCAGCACGUCCAACACAGAGGUCACACGCGAAGAGAAAAUAGCUCUGAGAUCUCGCGUGUAUACAACGGAUUACCCCGGAUUACGGCCAGAUUCCCCAGGAUUACCGUCGGAUUAAUCCUGAAUUUCCAUGGAUAACUCGUGGAUUGCGCCAGGGAUAAUUCAACACACUGACUGGAUUCGUCUCUUUAGCACAAAUUUACGCAAUCGAUUUUUUUUUUCGUUGAAUUGAACAUUUUUGUGCGAUACGACUUAGACACUUUUGCGCACAAAUUUGCACGACACGAAACGUUUAAGUAAGCACGAAAGUUUGCACAAAAACAAAAGAAAUACAUUUAGCAUGAAUGAUUGCCUUUGGAUUAUCCCGGGUGGACAAAAAAAAAGUUACCCGAUCGUUCGUCUUGUUCGUAGAUAAAACCGCGCACGAGCUGUUGGGUGGUUAAAUACUUCCGAUUGUUCAAAACGGGAGUUACGGCGUUACGCGGCAGUGUUGCAGGUUUGCCUUCUCUUUACACCCGUAAAGGGCCAUGGCCCCUGCAGCCAUAUUGGGUAUGCAAUCCCGCAACACUGCUGCGUAUUGACAGUUACAACCGGUACACUCGAAAUUGUUCAAUGCGGUCGGUGUGCACAGUGUGCACUUGUAAGUAAGUGUGCAACUCUUCUGUUGAACACUUCCAACACAGUAUGAGCGUUUAAC
This is a messenger RNA of Frankliniella occidentalis (western flower thrips), 1473 nucleotides long. RefSeq lists its product as uncharacterized. The record is from RefSeq and is a predicted model, not a curated record. The transcript has 4 exons. Bases 87 to 701 code for a protein of 204 amino acids. NCBI's taxonomy places the organism in Eukaryota, Metazoa, Arthropoda, Insecta, Thysanoptera, Thripidae.